AUGACUUCUGGAAAAGAUACAAUGGGUGAACAACCUAUUUUUACAUGCAAAGCGCAUGUAUUUCACAUAGAUCCAAAAACUAAACGUUCUUGGAUGCCAGCUUCCAGCUCUGCUGUCAGUGUUUCAUUUUUUUAUGACUCUUCAAGAAGUUUAUACAGAAUUAUUAGCGUUGAAGGUCAGAAGGCCGUGAUUAACAGUACUGUUACCCACAAUAUGACUUUUACAAAGACUUCCCAAAAGUUUGGCCAGUGGUCUGAUGUUAGAGCAAAUACAGUUUAUGGUUUAGGAUUUUCUUCAGAAGCAGAACUUCAAAAGUUUAUUGAUAAAUUCAAUGAGGUAAAAGAAGCCACUAGAUCUGCAAUAAGCAAAGUAACUGCCAAUGGAGGAUCUGUUGUUACUCCUGUCACAAGUGCAAAUGCUAGCCCCAUCAGUGCCAGAGCUGCGACUGCUGCAGCUGAUUCAUCUACAGAUAAUCUACUUGAGCCUCCAGGAAAUUCUCUGAUGCCUUCUGCCAACACAAAACCUGAGGAUGAUAUGCCACAUCCUCGCAGCCAUUCCAUUUCCGGCAUGCAAAGCAACGAAAGUCCUAGCCACCAGGUGAAAAUGGAUAAAGGUCCUUACAAUACCAGUCCAAUAGAUAUGCAACUGAAAUAUGAAAAUGACAGGUUGAAGUUAGCUUUAGCACAAAGGACAGUUCAUGGUCGGGCUCCUAUUCGUGAUCAAAGAGGUUUAAAGCAGGGAAGCAAAAACAGAUCAUCAGAUGAAAGAAUUCAAGCAGUUGUUAGUCAAAUUAAUAAAAUACCUAAAUACAUUUCACACCGUCGGGAACAAACGGAGGCGAAAUAUUUACCACCUGGUACCACUUUACAACAAAUGUAUGACAUGUACAAGCAGGCAGAAGCCAAUUUAACUUUCAUUUAA
Molecule: messenger RNA, 921 nt
Organism: Diabrotica balteata
Lineage: Eukaryota; Metazoa; Arthropoda; Insecta; Coleoptera; Chrysomelidae
Source: the annotation of a GenBank genome assembly